CCGUAUGAGGUGAAUCGAUGUUAAAAUAUCCUUUAUCUAACAGAAACGUCUCGUAACAAACACUACACCAACACUUGCUUCUCAGAGAUAUCAGAAGCCCAUCACGUCUCUCCUGCUAACGCUUUACAUGAACUCUCCAUGGCUUCUGCACGAUGCGCGAGAUGAUGCUGAUCCGAACGGAUAUGUGCUCGUGUAAAAGGGCGUCGUGACGACGCGUCCGCGCAACGGAGAUCCAGUUGACGAAAGAGGCGGGGGAGGGAGAGGGAGGGGGACGAUCCCCGAUGCUGAUGCGCUCGAUCGGUGGAAAUCUGCGAUCCGAACACGAAGCACACCGGUGGAGCCGAAGAUGGUGGCGGUGCACCCCUCAGCGCAGUCCGUGGCCUCCUCCGAGUGGAUCAUCUGCCUAGAUAAGAGGCCAUCAGAACGCUCAGGGGAGGACGUGGACAUCAUUCUGGCUCGACUGAAGGGGGUCAACGCCUUCGAGAGGUUUCACCCCAACCUGCUGCAGCAGAUCUGCAUGUGUGGCUUCUAUGAAUACCUGGAGAAAGGCAUCACCUUGUAUCGACAGGGUGAUAUUGGUACCAGCUGGUACGCGGUUCUGUCUGGUUCACUGGAUGUGAAGGUGUCGGAGACGGCCAACCAUCAGGACGCUGUAACAAUCUGUACUUUAGGGGUUGGGACAGCGUUUGGAGAAUCGAUCCUGGAUAACACCCCCCGGCAUGCCACCAUCGUCAGCCGAGAAAACAGCGAACUUCUGCGCAUCGAACAGAGGGAGUUCAAGAGCCUGUGGGAGAAAUACAGGCAGUGUAUGGCCGCACUUCUCGCCCCGCCGUACGGAGCCAUGGAUAGCGGCACUGCUAAUGAAAGAAUGCCAGACAAGGACAACACAGACCCUCUUAAUUUUAUGUCAAAAAACCUCAACAAGGUCCCAUCAGAAAAGAUCCUGAGGGCAGAGAAAGUCUUACGUAAUGCUAUACUGGCCAGAGCUCCUCACAUGAUCAGAGACAGAAAAUAUCAUCUUAAAACCUACAGGCAGUGUUGUGUCGGCACUGAGCUGGUGGACUGGCUGCUUCAGCAGAGCUCAUGUGUUCACAGUCGAGGUCAUGCUGUGGGAAUGUGGCAGGUAUUUCUGGAGGAAGGAGUCUUAAACCACGUCGACCACGAGCUGAACUUUCAGGAUAAGUACCUCUUUUAUCGUUUCCUCGAUGAUGAGGAGGAGGAUGGCGUGUUGCCUAGCGACGACGAGAAGCGUGAAGCUGAGGAGGAACUGCAGGAGACACUCCUCUUCCUCUCUCAGAUCGGCCCUGAUGCACACAUGCGGAUGAUCCUCAGGAAACCGCCAGGUCAAAGAACCGCUGAAGAUCUUGAGAUCAUAUAUGAUGAACUGCUGCAUAUCAAAGCGCUCUCUCAUCUCUCGAACACUGUGAAGAGAGAGCUCGCUAGCGUCCUUAUCUUCGAGUCACAUGCCAAAGCAGGCACUGUCUUGUUUAAUCAGGGGGAGGAAGGCACGUCAUGGUACAUUAUCCAGAAGGGAUCUGUUAAUGUUGUUAUAUACGGCAAGGGUGUGGUGUGUACAUUACAUGAAGGAGAUGAUUUUGGCAAACUGGCCCUGGUGAACGACGCCCCCCGCGCUGCCUCCAUCGUCCUGAGAGAGGACAACUGCCACUUUCUGAGAGUGGACAAAGAGGACUUCAACCGAAUACUCAGGGAUGUUGAAGCAAACACAGUGCGUCUGAAGGAGCAUGACCAGGAUGUUCUUGUGUUGCAAAAGAGUCUCCGGCCCUCCGGCCAUGGAAACAUACCUGUCCACUUCAAGUACACUGUGAUGUCUGGCACUCCAGAGAAGAUUCUGGAGCAUCUUCUGGAGACAAUGCGACUGGACAUUCAUUUCUCUGAACCGGAUCCGGCUCUGGAUGACUUUGUGCUCAUGCACUGUGUCUUCAUGCCCAACAGUCAGCUGUGUCCUGCCCUCCUGUCUCACUAUCACUCUCAGGCUUCUCAGGGCUCAGAGCAGGAGCGUCUAGACUACGCCGUGGCCAGCAAGAGACGGGUGCUCAGUCUGGCUCUUCGCUGGGCUGCCCUGCAGGGCCACCAUCUGCUGGAGGACGACACAAUGAUCGGCUUUCUGGAGGAGCUGCACGGGUUCGUAUCGAAUGAUGCAAGAGUUUUGCGUCCGCUGAAGGAGCUUCUGCCCGACCUGGAGAAGAUUGUUAAGCAGUAUCCAGAUGAUGCAAGAACUUCUCAAAAAAAGCAUAAAGUUCUCCUGAGACAGUUCAGCUCUGGGGAAGAGAGGCUCGUGAAAAAGCAACCAAUCAGGAGCUUUGAUGACAUACUCUUAAAGGUUUACUGCAGUGACCACACGUACACCACCAUCCGCGUUUCUGUGUUGGCCACGGGGAGAGAGGUCAUCUCCGCAGUGACGGAUAAACUGGGAUCCAGUGAGGAGCUGCUCUUAAUAAACCUCAGCGGAUCUGGAGAAAAGCAGAUUUUAAAGCCCAAUGACGUGUCAGUGUUCCAGUCGCUGGGAGUGAAUGGACGACUGUUUGUCUGCUCCAGAGAACAGCUCGACUUACUGAAUCCUCUUCCAGAGCAAGAGGGUCCGUCCACAGGGUCUAUGUCCAGUUUUGAGCUGAUGAGUUCUAAAGAUCUGGCCUUCCAGAUGACUCAGUACGACUGGGAACUUUUCAGCUGCGUGCAUGAGUACGAGCUGGUGUAUCACACAUUCAGCCGUCAAGCAUACAGGCGCUCCACGGCCAAUCUGGAGCUGUUUCUGAAGCGCUUCAAUCAGGUUCAGUUGUGGGUGGUGACGGAGGUCUGUCUGUGUGCAACGCUCAGCAAACGCGUUCAACUGCUCAAGAAGUUCAUCAAGAUAGCCGCCCACUGUCGAGAGUUUAAGAAUCUCAACUCUUUCUUCGCCAUUAUCAUGGGCAUGUGCAACCUUGCGGUCAGCCGACUCGGCCAAACAUGGGAGAAAUUACCCAGUAAAUUUAAGAAGUUCUACGCAGAGUUUGAAAGUUUACUGGAUCCAUCCAGGAAUCACCGUGCAUACCGCCUCACUGUUGCUAAAAUGGAGCCGCCAAUUAUUCCCUUUAUGCCCCUCCUCAUUAAAGACAUGACCUUCACUAAUGAGGGGAACAGGACUUUCAUUGAUGGACUGGUGAACUUUGAGAAGAUGAGACUGAUUGCUAACACAGUCCGGGCGGCGAAGCACUGCAGAAGUCAACCCUUUAAUGCCGAAGCAUCUCUGGCGAGUAAGAAUCCACAAGAUGUGAGGAAUUACGUGCGGCAGUUGAGCGUGAUUGACAACCAGAGAAGACUAUCACAGCUGUCCUUCAAACUGGAGCCAAGGCGGGGCUAGAGACCAAUGCUCUCUCUCUCUCUCUCUCUCUUUUAUUCUCUCUCUUCCACAGUAUAUCCAGUUUACAACAUUAAACUCAAUUAAACCUUCUGUCAACUGCCUGAGCAGUUGUAUGACGUCUGUAUGUACAAUCACUGCCAACUGAACUACGUGUACGAGAUGCAUUCUCAUAUGUGUGCGUGUGAAUUGCAUGUUGCCGUCUGUCAGAUCCGAAGGUCAGUUUGGUUUGGAUGACGAACGGGCGAAUGAAAGGUUUGCGUUCUUAUAUUUGUUAACGUAAGGCCCUUCAUCAUGUUCAGUGUCUCCCGACGUUCAAGACCUGCCUGUGCAUUUCUGUGAACCUUCAGAACCCGAACAAUCCUUUAGAUGAGAAUUAAGCGCAAGCCACAUAUCACGCGUACAGAGACACAUCGAUCAUUCGUUCAUCACAAAAAACCUCCAAGGCCUCGAUGUCCGUUGGUAUGUUACUUUACGUCUGUUCUAAAUGUCAGUGUUCUGGCUCAAGGACUAUUUAUGUGCUAGCAACUUACCUCUCGCCAUAGCCUGUAGCAUUAUUGAUGUCAUUUUGUAUAUUGAGUUAUAUUUGUAUAUUUUUGGACCCAUUUUGCUAAGUUAUCAUAACUGGCCGCGGAAGGCCUGCGUUUGUUCUCAUCCUGCCUUUUGGAAAAGUGAGACGCUGUCUGUGUAGGGCACUUAUUUUCUUUUAGGAAAAUGUCUACGCCUACAUUGUACAUAGUAUCGAAAUAAAUGUAUUGCUGAACACUUUAUGUUGGUUUGAUUUGCCUUUUUAAGCCUAAAAGGUUUGUUAUUGUUAUAUUUC
Messenger RNA from Triplophysa dalaica, 4178 nucleotides. RefSeq names its product Rap guanine nucleotide exchange factor 4b (gene rapgef4b). The record is from RefSeq and is a predicted model, not a curated record. Bases 347 to 3358 code for a protein of 1003 amino acids. Gene Ontology annotation, cellular component: plasma membrane. Lineage: Eukaryota; Metazoa; Chordata; Actinopteri; Cypriniformes; Nemacheilidae. Gene Ontology annotation, biological process: Ras protein signal transduction; positive regulation of GTPase activity. The transcript is spliced from 30 exons. Gene Ontology annotation, molecular function: guanyl-nucleotide exchange factor activity.